CGCGACACUCCGCGAAGUCAAGAAAACGUUAGACGCGACAGUCCGCGAUUUGACGCGAACCAAUAAACAAAGUGUUAAAAAAAAAGUUCGUGGAGUUUGACGGUUUGAACUUGUUCUUUUGUAAAAGGAUCAACAAUGUAAAUUUUCAAACAUAUGUGGAAAGUACGCGAGUUCAUCGACGGAUACCCCGUGCCUUGAGAAAGUUAGAAAAGAAAAGUGAAAUAGUGAUCUAUUUUUUGAAAUUUCUCAAAUAUUUUUAUGAUUAUAAGGACGCUUUCGUGGUAAAUUUCGAACUCAGCUGGUCAAUCUAUAUCGCAAGUGCAAUAUAUAUAAGAAGUGAAAGAAAAUCAUGGUUCCUAACCUCAACGGAGGUUAUUGAAUCCCUUUAAAAAUGUAAAGGGAGCUUGUGAAGCUGUUGGUCCAGCACAUUGCAAUUCUUCAUCAUUUGUGUGAGGAUAAACGAGGGCCACGUGGACGCGUUGGAAGUCCAGAAAAAUAUGAGCCAGUAUGUCCGAGAGCGGCGUGCAAGCAGCGUGCGAGGAGAACGAGAAGAAAGCGUCGCUUUACGUCUUUCCCUGUAUACCACCUUCACUUCCGGUGCGACCGAGUUCGGCGACGUCAACUCUAGGAGGAACAAUUACAUCUGGCAAAGGGAGAAGCGAAGACCACGCGGACGAAGACGACGACGAGGAAGGGAACAAAUGGAAAAAGAGAGUUGCACCAGGACUCAGGACCCAUACGAGGUCUGCCAGUCAUGGAGGAGUCCUGGCGACGACACCACCACCGCCUUGGCAAUCAACCGGUCUACCUUCAGGAUCAGCGUUCUCAACGCCAGGAGGUGCCACGGGGACGAUUGCGGGAAGACCCUCGGUGCUGAAGAAGCCGGGUCAUCAGCGGGCUUUCAGUCAAGGUCAAGUGGUCAAUGUCCAGGGUCAACUGGUCAUGGCCCACAAUCGAGUUGGAUCAAAAACCGAUUUUAUCUUGCCACCAGGUCAUCGAGAAGAUCCCCGACCUCCAAGCGGCGGGAAGGUUCCAUCUUUUCGAGGUCACUCGCGACAAGCCUCCAGAUCGGAAUCAAUUUACACAAUUCGACGUAGUGAAGCGCCUCCUUGGUGGAGGAGAAUUUGGGUACGAUGUUUUGGUUCGCCUCCAGAGGAACCAAGACUGAGGACAAUUGUUCCCAAUCAUUUGGUGUCACCAAAAACUCCGCCAAAUCGUCAUCCAAAUGGUGCUAGAAUCGAUAACAGGGUACGCACAACCAAGUAUACGACUUUGAGCUUCCUGCCACGUAAUUUAUUGGAGCAAUUUCAUCGUGUGGCAAAUCUAUAUUUCAUAUUUAUCGUAAUGCUAAAUUGGGUACCGGAAAUCAAUGCGUUCGGAAAGGAGAUUGCCAUGUUUCCUGUACUCUUUGUUCUUGGUGUCACAGCUGUGAAGGAUUUUUUCGAAGACAGAAGAAGACUGGCAAGUGAUAAACGAGUCAAUAAUUCCACCUGUCGAGUUUACGUGAGCGAUGGCGAUAGGUAUUUGAAGGUGCCAUGGAAAGACGUCAAGGUCGGUGACCUGGUUCACUUGUCGAAUAACGAAUUGGUUCCGGCUGAUCUCUUACUGCUGAGAAGCAGUGAUCCUCAGGGAUUCGCUUAUCUUGACACCUGCAAUUUAGAUGGUGAAACCAAUUUAAAACAACGGCAAGUGGUGAGGGGAUUCCUUGAUCUUCAGGACUCUUUUCAACCCUCCAAAUUUCAUUCUGUUAUCGAAGUCGAUAAACCGAGUACGAAAAUUUAUAGAUUUCAUGGAGCAGUAGUUCAUCCUAAAGGAGCCAGAGUGCCUGUUUCGACGGAAAAUCUUUUACUCAGGGAGUGUGUUUUAAAAAAUACAGAUUUCGUCGAGGGAAUUGUAGUUUAUGCUGGUCACGAGACUAAAGCGAUGCUCAACAAUGGGGGGCCUAGGUAUAAGCGUUCUCGUUUGGAGCGACAAAUGAAUAUAGAUAUAAUUUGGUGCGUGGUGAUUUUGGUUGUUUUGUGUGUCGUCGGUGCUGUUGGUUGUAGACUUUGGCUCACGGCGUACACGAACGUUGGACCCGUUCCGUUUUUGCCAGUUCUUCAAGAUCCUACUUAUGAGGGAAUGCUCACGUUUUGGACGUUUAUCAUCAUUCUUCAAGUGAUGAUACCCUUGAGUCUCUAUGUUACUUUAGAAAUGGCUAAAGUCGGUCAAGUUUAUCACAUCGGUCAAGAUCCUUUUCUUUAUGAUUCUGAAUCUGGUCGUAAAGCCGAGUGUCGAGCUUUAAACAUCACCGAAGAUCUCGGACAGGUUCAGUAUGUAUUUUCCGACAAAACUGGAACACUGACGGAAAAUAAGAUGCUGUUCAGAAGAUGUGCGGUAGGCGGACAGGAUUACGCUCACACUGGCGAGGGAGAGAAUCCGAUGCCGUGCACGAGAUUAAAGGAAGAUUUACUGAUAGGAAAUUGUAAGCAUCGCCUCCAGGAAUUCCUGGUUUUGAUGGCGGUUUGUAACACGGUCGUUGUAAAUAGUCAUCCUCAUCGAGACAUCAUGAACUCGAGCGGCGUUAUCGAAGAACCUCAAAAGAACGGUGGUAGUGCGAGGUACAUGAGACUUAACGAGUCAAGAAGUACAACUCCAGUUCCAAUUCAACAGUCAUCAGAGGAAUCAAGUUCAUCAUUAACGACAAAUUCACCCACGAUUCUUUCGACACCGCCAAAUCAUGGAAUUCCCCUUUCGACAAUUUCGUCAUCGACUGAAAUGCCAACAAAUAGUUCAUCAACAUUUCGUAGUCGCGUUCUCAGGCCGAGAUUAUUGAACAUAAGAUCAAUUCCAAAUUUAGGAAUGGAUCUUGUGAGAAAACUCUCGCCAAUGGGCUUAAGAUGUAAUCAAUCGAAUGCUGACGAUGGAACGAAAACAACAACGGAACCACCGCAAAUCUAUGAAGCUGAGAGUCCCGAUGAAUUAGCUUUAGUGCGUGCCGCUCGUGCCUAUAAUGUCAAACUUAUCAAAAGAACUUCCCGUAGCGCCGUUGUUUCUCUACCUGAUAAUUCUACUCUUGCCUUUGAAGUUCUACACGUUUUGCCAUUCGACUCGAGUAGAAAAUGCAUGUCGAUUGUGGUUAGACAUCCGAUUAGUGGUGAGAUUGUGCUUUAUAGUAAGGGCGCAGAUUCGACAGUAUUGCCAUCGUUGUCAUCAACAGAUGAGGAUACGAGUUCGAUGACAAAAAUUCGUCAACAAUUAAAUUCGUACGCGAGACAAGGUCUUCGGACACUUGUCAUGGCGCGAAGAACUCUCGGCGCUCAGGAAUUCGAGACCUGGCGACAAAGACACUUGGAAGCUGAAGUUUCGACUGAAAAUCGCGAUCGUCGUAUUCGCGAUUCUUAUUCAUUGCUUGAGUCACAUUUAACACUUCUCGGUGUCACUGGAAUUGAGGACAAACUCCAGGCAGGAGUUCCUGAAACAAUGGAGGCUCUUGUCUCCGCUGGAAUUGUCGUUUGGGUUCUAACCGGUGACAAGCCAGAGACGGCAGUGAAUAUCGCUUAUUCGGCGUGUUUAUUUACGCCGGCAAUGCAAUUGCUGAGACUUCAGGCGAGAUCGAAAUCCGUUGCUGAGAGUUUAAUUCACAGUCAUUUGGAGGCGAUUCAACGGGAAAAUGCCGCGAACGAUGGAAUACAGAGACAAAUGACUGAUUAUCACGGUACUGGGGAUGUGGCUUCUCACGAGCUCGAUUCCGCUGAUCGAGUAGCUUAUAGAAUUGGUAGCUCGUGGAAACGACAACGAGCUCUUGUCGUCGAUGGAAAAACAUUGACGUUCAUUCUCGAUCCACAAACCGGACUCACGACUCCAUUUCUCAAUUUGACGAGAGCUUGCUCCAGUGUUCUUGCAUGUCGUGCCACUCCUUUGCAAAAAGCUUACAUCGUUCGAGUUGUAAAGGAACAAUUAGGAAUGCGAACUCUAGCAAUUGGCGAUGGAGCGAACGAUGUGAGUAUGAUUCAAACGGCCGAUGUUGGAGUUGGAGUUUCUGGCCGAGAAGGAACUCAGGCAAUAAUGGCGGCGGAUUUUGCGAUCGCAAAAUUUUCCAUGUUAUCCAGACUUUUAUUGAUGCACGGCCACUGGUGUUACGAUCGUCUCUCGCGAAUGAUUCUUUACUUUUUCUACAAAAAUGCGACCUUUGUCUUCCUACUUUUCUGGUUUCAGUUGUAUUGUGGAUUCUCCGGAGCUGUGAUGAUUGAUCAAAUAUACUUGAUGUUGUUUAAUUUAUUAUUCACUUCAUUGUCGCCGCUUGCUUUGGGUGUUUAUGACAGAAUUGCACCGGGAAGAGUGCUUCUAGAAAAUCCGGAACUUUAUAAAAGAGGACGAUUGGCCCUCGUUUAUCAAACACAUUCAUUUUGGUUAACAAUGGCAGAUGCACUUUAUCAGAGCAUUGUCAUUUUCUUUUUAACCGAAGCUGCUUAUUAUGAUUCUGAUGUGGAUAUAUGGGAAUUUGGAACGACAAUUACUACCUCCUGUUUAUUAUCUAUGUUAAUUAAUGUGAGCAUUGAAACCAGAUCGUGGACUCUAAUGCACGUUGGAGCAAUUCUGGUAUCGCUGGGAUUAUUUUUUGGAUUUUGUAUCCUCUAUAACGCAAUUUGUGUUAAUUGUAUGGGUCUCCCGGGCUCUUAUUGGGUAAUGCAGAAAGCGAUAGCGAGGCAUAAUUACUGGCUCACAAUUCUUCUUGCUUCAGUUCUCGCCAUGUUACCCAGAUUAAUGUACAGAGCUGUGAGAGCAACAGUCGCACCAGACAUGAUUCAGCGGACAGUUCGUGAACGUGCAAUACCAAUUCGAGAAAGAAUUCAGGAACGAAGUGAUUCAGAUUUAGUUGCCGGCUGGUCACGUUCAACACAACACGCCACAAUCAGUGCUUGAUUGCAGGCCUGGAACGUACGAGUCCAGAAAUGACGUUUUAACAACGAUUGUUGCCUGACGUAGACAAUUUUUCAAGUUGAAAAUAUAGUAAAAAUAUUUUUAAGGGG
This is a messenger RNA of Leptopilina heterotoma, 5012 nucleotides long. RefSeq names its product phospholipid-transporting ATPase VD. Bases 508 to 4905 code for a protein of 1465 amino acids. The transcript has 18 exons. NCBI's taxonomy places the organism in Eukaryota, Metazoa, Arthropoda, Insecta, Hymenoptera, Figitidae. Gene Ontology annotation, molecular function: ATP hydrolysis activity; ATPase-coupled intramembrane lipid carrier activity; ATP binding. Gene Ontology annotation, biological process: phospholipid translocation. The record is from RefSeq and is a predicted model, not a curated record. Gene Ontology annotation, cellular component: plasma membrane.